Messenger RNA from Alternaria viburni, 987 nucleotides. RefSeq lists its product as uncharacterized. The transcript is spliced from 2 exons. The record is from RefSeq and is a predicted model, not a curated record. NCBI's taxonomy places the organism in Eukaryota, Fungi, Ascomycota, Dothideomycetes, Pleosporales, Pleosporaceae. Bases 1 to 987 code for a protein of 328 amino acids.
AUGACAGAUGAGCCGCAGAAAACCCACCUGAACAGGGCUCGGGAGCUUACGAAACGUGCCUUGGACGAGUGUAACAAAACCUUGGGCCACUUCGAUAAGACUGAGACCGCGAAGUUUGUUCCCCAAGAGCUCAAGAGGGACAUCCUGUAUACGAACCCAGCACGUGUCAGUCUAGAGGAGGAGUUCAAUUGUUUUGCAAGUUGGGCAAAAGACACAGGACUGCACCAGUACGAAGCGAAUUCGCCGAAGCACGACUUUUGCCAUUUUCCCUCGUUCACAAAAUCAUCGAUUACCGGCUGGCUCGAAGCCAUGGAACACACGCUACACAUCAUGAACUCGAUCCUUAAAUCUAAGGAAAACUCCUGGAUAGAAGGGUUGCUGGGCCUGCACAUUAAUGAGUUCAGAUACAUCGUCGUUAAUUUGGAAACAUCAGUCGACGCAGAAGACAAAUCUGACCUCAGGAGAUACAAUGCAAGCCCCAGUGUCAAGACACUCUUCCGAAGCUGUUUGGCCGGAUAUGUGACAGUCAUUAAUGGUUUCAACGGAGCGAACGAGCGCCUGCAAGAAAAGCUGUUACCCGGCUGUAUCGAAGGCGUGCGUAACGACUUCAUCAAAUGGGCUCGUGAGGUCGGAGUUCUUGAGGAUGAGAGCCCUCUGGAAACCAAACUCCUGGCUACCGAAAAGAUUUGGAGUCGAAUUCACUUCACUGAUCAUUUUAUCACCAUCGAAUCGACCUUGGACGCCAUGUCUGAGUUGCUGUUAGAGAAACCUAUCUCGCAGGAUGAUCUUCGGGCAGCGGGCUUAGACAAGGAGUCGAUGUUGAACGCUAGCCGCACAGAACGUGCAGAAAAGCUGAAAGAGCGAAUAGCGGUACUCGACGAAUGCAACAAGUCUCUUGCGAGAGAUACGAAGAAUCUCAGUGAGAGGUCUAUCGGAGCGCAGAGCGCUGGGGCGAGAGCGAAGGACAAUAUUGCAGCAGAUACUUGA